AUGUUUUGAGCUAGUAACGCGAAUUAGAUCGGGGUAGCGGUCCAGCGUCCCCCAAACAAAACCCGGCUGCUGAGUGAGACACAACGCGGGGUGCGGGCUGGGCUGGUUUUUCUGUCGGAGGACGCGAGCGGGCGCGUUGCGCCUUUAAGGAGUUCAAGCCAAGCCUUUCGCCGAGAGCUGAGAGUGCGCAGGUGCGGGGACCUGGGGACGGAGGGCGGUGAUCUGGCAACUGGACCCCGGCUUCUGUGGUCGGUCAGAAUCUCAUUUUCAGCUCCUGCCAAAGCCAGUAACGUUGGGAAAGAGUCUGCUCCUUGAAGACCUCUGCAGGUGUCCACCAGUCUUGAAGAGCAGGAUGGAUCUAGAUGUAGUUAACAUGUUUGUGAUUGCGGGUGGAACCCUGGCCAUUCCAAUCCUGGCAUUCGUCGCCUCUUUUCUCCUGUGGCCUUCAGCGCUGAUAAGAAUCUAUUAUUGGUACUGGCGGAGGACACUGGGUAUGCAAGUCCGCUAUGUACACCGUGAGGACUAUCAGUUCUGUUACUCCUUCCGGGGCAGGCCAGGACACAAACCGUCCAUCCUCAUGCUCCAUGGAUUCUCUGCACACAAGGAUAUGUGGCUCAGUGUAGUCAAGUUCCUUCCGAAGAACCUGCACUUGGUCUGCAUGGACAUGCCUGGUCAUGAAGGCACCACCCGCUCGUCCCUGGAUGACCUGUCUAUAGAUGGGCAAGUUAAGAGGGUACAUCAGUUUGUAGAGUGCCUUAAGCUGAACAAAAAGCCCUUUCACCUUAUAGGCACCUCCAUGGGUGGCCACGUGGCUGGAGUAUACGCUGCUUACUACCCAUCUGAUGUCUGCAGCCUGUGUCUUGUGUGCCCUGCUGGCCUGCAGUAUUCAACUGACAAUCAGUUUGUACAACGGCUCAAAGAGCUGCAGGACUCAGCUGCCAUUCAGAAAAUUCCCUUGAUCCCAUCCACUCCGGAAGAGAUGAGUGAGAUGCUCCAGCUCUGCUCCUAUGUCCGAUUCAAAGUGCCCCAGCAGAUCCUUCAAGGCCUUGUUGAUGUUCGCAUCCCUCAUAACAGCUUCUACUGGAAACUGUUUUUGGAAAUUGUCAGUGAGAAAUCCAGAUACUCUCUGCAUCAGAACAUGGACAAGAUCAAGGUCCCAACACAGAUCAUUUGGGGAAAACAGGACCAGGUGCUUGAUGUGUCUGGAGCAGAUAUACUGGCCAAGUCCAUCGCUAACUGCCAGGUAGAGCUUCUGGAAAAUUGUGGCCACUCAGUGGUGAUGGAGAGACCCAGGAAGACAGCCAAGCUCAUUGUUGAUUUUUUAGCUUCUAUGCAUAACACAGACAACAACAAGAAGCUGAACUGAGGUCCUUGCCACAGCCUGCAUUGUUCACACAGCAUCUACUCCCAUCCCGCAAACUUGAUACAGUCACCACUCUCAGGGAUCCUGCCCCAAACGCCGUUGGAUCACCAAUGUCCCUGAGGAAGCCAGUCUCCUGCCCCAGUAUUCUUGGUUCCACAGAGCAUCAGGGGCCACAAGGAAAUCUCCAAGAUCUUUUUUCAAAAUAGAAACCUAAAUGGAACUAAAUAAAAAAAAAAAAAUACCCAGCCAUGAAGCCUACUAGAAGUCUUCAAGUUCAUGUCACUGACAAGCUAAUGCUAAGCAGCCACCUUAGACCAUGAUCAUGAGUGACAUUUUCUUUAAGACAUUCCUCACACAUUAAACUUGAGAUAUUUUUUGUUGUUUCAGAUAUAUCCCUUGCAUGGUCAGUGGCUCCUAUAGAGGAGCUUUAGUCAUUUAUUGAACUCUUGUUUAGAUCUAAUUCAAGUUUUGCAUAGAGGCCCAUGUGUGAAUGUAGCCCAUUAGCCACAAGACUAGAGAAGAAACAGUAAACUGUGAAAGAGGUUUCUGCCCUAGGUCUAUUGUACAGACCUGGAAUCUCAGCCACUUGGGAGGCUGAGGCAGGAGGAUCCAAGUUCAAGACUUGCCUGAAAUAUAGAGUGAGUUCAAGGUCAGCCUGAGCUACUCACUAAGACAAAAAAGAAAAAAAAUUUAAAAAGAAAAGAAAAAAAUGUUUCUAUGUUUUUUUUUUGUUUUUUUUUUGUUUUUACAUAUAGAAACAUACAUGGAGGGGCAUUGUUCUGCCUUAGCCAGCCCUCAAAACUGCUGAAGCAGCAGAAGAUGGGCUGAUGGGUUUGGGUACCUACAAAUCAGAUAUGUCAUGAGUAACCAGAAUAAAGAACAUCUGAUAGGGUGGGUUUCCUAGAAAUAAUUUAUAAUUUUUAAAAAUAGGACUAAUAAAGCAAUAAUGUUCUAGACUUCUAUCUAAUCAGACUGGAGUUCCACACCAAGCAGCUCAUGGGCAUCUUUUCUAUUCUGCUGUUCUACUGAUAACCCUUGGAUGUAAAAUACUAGUUUGUUAAUGAAUUCUGUGAAUUCUGUGAACAAUAGUGUGAUUGAAAAAGUAAGUCCAAACAGCUGUAAAAGUGACUAUAAUGAUGUGAAAUAAAUUUAAUAAGCCUAGGCUGGCAACACA
Peromyscus californicus insignis is the source of this 2537-nucleotide messenger RNA. RefSeq names its product abhydrolase domain containing 6, acylglycerol lipase (gene Abhd6). The transcript has 10 exons. Gene Ontology annotation, molecular function: catalytic activity. The coding region runs from base 353 to 1366 and encodes 337 amino acids. Lineage: Eukaryota; Metazoa; Chordata; Mammalia; Rodentia; Cricetidae. The record is from RefSeq and is a predicted model, not a curated record.